Symbiodinium sp. CCMP2592 is the source of this 1755-nucleotide messenger RNA. Lineage: Eukaryota; Dinophyceae; Suessiales; Symbiodiniaceae. The record is from the annotation of a GenBank genome assembly.
AUGAACAGGAAUUCUCAGGUUCGCUCCUACGAGGACUGCGCAGCCGGGGUGUGGGACGGCACAGGCUUCGUCGUCAGCCUGGAGAACCCAAAGGAAGCCCUGAUCCUCACGAACCGGCACAUCAUCACGACAGGGCCUAUCAGGGCACGCGCGACCUUCUACGAGCACGACGACCUGCCGAUUUGGCCGGUCUACCGGGAUCCCGUGCACGACUUCGGGCUUUUUCAGUUCGACUCUACAGAGCUUCGGUUCACCCCUCCGACGGCCAUCUCCGUAUCACCGCCCGAGCUGCGCGUCGGCACAGAAGUUCUAGUCAUCGGCAAUGACAAUGCAGAGAAAAUUCAGAUUCUCCCGGCCACCAUUGCGCGGGUGGACCGCAACUGCCCCGAGUAUCACGACAACUACGAGGACGAGAAUACUUUCUACGCAGGAGCCGGAUCGAACACCUCCGGCGGCUCAAGCGGCUCCCCUGUCAUCGCGCGCUCAGGGAAUUGCAUUGCUCUGAAUGCCGGGGGAGCUCAUGAGGCCGCCAGCGCUUUCUUCUUGCCGCUAGACCGGGCGGUCUACGUCCUCGAAUGGCUCAGGGGGAACCCCAACCAGAUCCCUCUGCCUCCACGAGGCACGCUGCUGGCACGGUGGCUCUUCCAGCCUUUCGACAUGCUGCGCCGGUUAGGCUUCACUCCCGAGCAGGAGGCAGAUGUCUUGAAACUGAGCGAGGAUGCAGCGAUGGACGACCGCCAGAAAGGUCAGGUUAUCGUGGCUGAGAUUUGGCGUGGCAGCUCUGGCUCUGUGACGGACCCAGCCAUCAGAAACUGGAUCCCGUAUCAGGGCUUCGCGUUUGGCGAAUGCUGGUACAAGCUCUACGAGUCCGUAACAGAAGGCUUCGAAAACGAAGCCCCUUACUUGGCCGUAUGGCUCCAUGGUGGCGAUUGGGGGAAUAUCUCCAAGCGAGAUCUGCAGACCAUGCAGUGGCGAAUGGGCAGAAGGACAAUCUGGAUGGUCCCGAAGAGUCCGAAAAGUGCGCGCUCGCCAAAGGGAUGGGAGUUUCAAUGGGGCUGCUGCCACAAGAAGGAGGACAAUCGGAAUGACCAGGGCUUCAUCUGGGGUCACCUCCACUCCAGCUUCCUCACGGCCUUCGCCGAGACCAUCGGCACCGUUGCACAUCGCUUCCAGGCGGACCGGGUGCUUGCCUUUGGCUACUCCAUGGGUGGAUUCGGGGCAUACCAGGUCGCCAGCUGGUCCCCGGAGGUCUUUGAUGCAGUCGUGUCCCUGGCGGGCUACGGCCUCGGUACGGAGGACCCUCAACACGAGCGUUUCCGUGCCCCACAGCCCCAAAGCGGGCAGAUUUUCCGUGAUUUCGUGGAGCGCUAUGGUACCCGCAUGGCCAAAGUUCCCGUGGUACUGGCUGUGCAUGCAUGGUGUGACAGCCUCUCCAGCUAUAAUGAUGACUGUGAGAUCAUCUGGGCCGUCAAGCAGCAAGCUCGCCGUGAGGGCUUCGCCCAGCACGUCGCCGACAUGAUCACCGUCCCAGAAUGCCUCGCCAACACUGACCUCCCUUAUUCCUCCUCUGGCCACGACUACUACUAUGCCAGCUUAUUGAGAAACACGUCCGAACGACUUCUCUGGUCAAAGCUCCGGACGGCUUUGUGGUCCGCUCCAAGGCGACAGAAUUGGGGGCGUGGGGCCAAGCGCCAGUGGCAAAGCCCGCGGACAUCGUGGAGCCAACACAAAUGGGCGCGCCGGCGUUGGUUCUGA